Sorghum bicolor (sorghum) is the source of this 2994-nucleotide messenger RNA. RefSeq names its product putative zinc finger CCCH domain-containing protein 51. The coding region runs from base 942 to 2771 and encodes 609 amino acids. The transcript has 7 exons. The record is from RefSeq and is a predicted model, not a curated record. NCBI's taxonomy places the organism in Eukaryota, Viridiplantae, Streptophyta, Magnoliopsida, Poales, Poaceae.
GCCGUUCUCUCAUCCUCCAAAGACACCACUUCCGGCAAAAACCCUCCAACCCCAGGCAAACUGCCAUCCGCGCGCGGACUCCCGCUUCCGCCGCGAGACUGGGCGCUCGGCGUACGACAUUGGUGGUCGCCGCCCGCCCCGCGCCUCCUCGUCUCCCUUCCCCUUCUACUCCCCACUGCGUUGCCUGGUGCCACAUGGUUCUGUGCUUCGCUGCACCAGGAAGAUGAGGUUAGUGUUCCGACUUCGGAAACUGCAAAGGACUACUCCUUGCGCUACCUGUCGUUGCUUGAUGAGUUCUUGCGUGGGGUUCUUGGAGCAUCUGGUACAAGUACAAUACAACCGCCCAGGGAUUUGGUUGGGUUUUCUGGAGACGGGUUCUUGGACCUAGGGGGCGUUCUUGGUCGGGAAUGAGCAGGUUUAUCUUGUCUUGUCUUGCGCUGGUGUGAUUAUUGGGAUGGUCUUGCCGACUAGCUCAACUGGAGGAGUAGGAUUUUUUUUUGUCGAACCGGAGGUUAACCCAUUUCCAUUACUGGAAGAGUAGGAUUUGGUGAGCUUUGAUUGGAUUCUGGAGAAAGAUUCUUGGAAACAGUAGUUCAUGACCAUUGGUCCGUUCUGGCAUAUUAAGAGAUAUUGGUGGUUUUUGGUGGCAAGAUUAGAGUUGCUGAUUUCUGCUAGUAAAUACCAAAUCCAGUCGGUUCUUAUAUUUGGAAUCGCGAAAUGGGGAAAAUUGAAUUCGCGCAAAAUUCCUGUUGUUUAAUUGUUUGGUUGAGGCAGAGAAUGAUUCAAUAUUUUGUUUGCGCGUGCACUACUGUUCUACAUUCCUGCUGUGUCGUCUUCUUUCAAUGUUCCAGAAAAGAACCGCCUGCAUUUGUUACUGCAAAAUCUUGCUCUGCAAUGGUUUCAUUGUUCCAACAUCUUGUUAUUGCUGAAGGAGACAAGAAAUGGAGAUAGAUGAAUGUAGGAAGUUGUUGCUAAAUAAGGCGCUGCAGAUUAAUGUACCGAACGCCCAAAGGUUCGUAGACUACAUCAUCAGUCACAGAUUGCCUGCAGAGAUCAGACAGUAUUCAUCUGCCUCCAUUCAGCAAUUGCGCUCCCUGUUCAGUGAUUACCUUGAAGCCCACCCACUGAGACAAGAAAUUGAUAUGGAUGAAUAUAGGAAGUUGUUGCUGAAUAAGACCAUGCAGAUUGAUGCACGAAACGCCCACAGGUUUGUUAACUACAUUGUCAGUAACAAAUCGCCUGCAGAGAUUGCACGGUAUUUAUCCGGCUCCAUUCAGCAACUGCGCUCCCUGUUCCGUGAGGUGAUCACUUACCUUGAAGCUCACCCACCACUAAUUCAGCAGUUACCCCUGCAGAAGCCACCUUCAUGGGGACAUGGUCAUGGCUUACAGUUCCCUCAGCCUCAGUUGCAUCCAAGCAGCAGCUUUCCUGGAAAUCAGGCUCAAGUCCCUUUGCCCCAUGGGCAACCUCAGUUUGACCCUAGAUUCAGUUUUAACAGAAUACAGCCACCAUUGUUCCCGUUCAGUCCAAUUGAAACAGUGCACCGUGGUCAGCUUCAGUUUUAUCCAAGCAGCAGUACUGAUAGAAUUCAGCCUCAAUUGCUUCCAGUUGUUCAAAUUGGGCAACCACUGCCUCAGAUUCGUCCAAGUGCAAAUUUUAAUGAGAUUCAGCCGCAAUUUCCCACCAAUGUUCAUUCCAAUGCUCUUCAGAGCGCUGAUCGAAAUGCUUCUCAGAGUGUUGCUGGAGGUUCAUCCAGAAGGUCCCAGCGUUGUUAUAAUCACUUCAAUGGUGGUUGUAAAAAUCGUAAGUGUCAGUAUUGUCACUGGUCUUAUCUUUCUGGGCUGAAGUUCGAGUUGCCAAAUCACUCCCUUGAGAGAUUGCCCUUGUUGGGAGAAGAGAUCAGACAGCUCCUUAUUUCACAGCAACCAUCAGUAGUCCCAAUUGAGCAUCUGCCAAUGAUAUACUUUGCAAAGUAUGGGAAGUCUCUGUUUGUGACGGACUUCAAACCAGAGGUGCAGCAGCUUGGGGAAAAGGGUAGUUACAGCCUCAUAUGUCUGCUCAUGAGGCUUGAUACUAUAAAAGUGAUCGAGAGCGAUGGACAACAAUGUGCAGCCCUGGGGGGAGAUGCUCUUGAGUCAAGUGGCUCGGCUGCUGAUUCCAAAUUGGUGCUUGCUCCUCCAAAUACAAGGCAUAUAGUUACAAUUUAUAUUGCCUUCUCUCGUCAAAGCACAUUCACUGUCAGAGGUGCUUGGAGCUACUUCAGGAAGUUUGGGCCUGUCACUUUUCUGCAAAUCCUAGGGGCCAUGAGAGGUUGGGUGAGCUUCCUGUAUCCUGAGACUGUAAAAUUGCUAUUAUCAGAAACCAGAAGUAACCGUCACUUGAUACUUGGAGCGGUAGUUCAUAUCUUUUCCUCCAUGGAAAAACUUGAACGGACGGUGUCAGGUCAGGAAGAAAGUGACAAGGUGUCAGAUGUCAAUGUCAGUUAUGAGCAUCACAUUGGGGGAAAAUCAUCAAGCAAAUUCGAACUAUCUCCAGAGAAACUGAAUAAUGAGUGUGAUAAAGUAACUAGUGCUGAUAAGAGCAGCAGUACUGUUGCUCACGGAAUGGCUUCAGAAGGUGACAAUGCAGUAGAACCGUCAGAUCUAUCAAAUCGUUCAGACAAGGCAUCAGCAGAUCAAGAUAUUGAUGAUUCUGGACUUCAGGAUGACCUUGCUGUUGACUCUUCGUGCUACGAGCAGACAAAUUCGCCAACAGAUUGUACAUUGCCGUAGGAUCAUCAAACGUGUGCAGUAAACAAAAGCCAGAAGAACAGGACUGGAAGCAUAGUUGAAAUAGGUUCAUAUAGAAAAUAUCAUUUUACAGCUCAUUUUAAAGCAGAAACAUAUUUUCACAAUGUAGGUCUCAUUUCGAGAAAAGAGUGAUAUACUGUUCAUGUAUUGUUGCUCAAUUGUUUGACCUCAUAAGGAAAAAAAAUAUGUACAUUGGUUGAAUUCU